AGCUGGACUGACACUGAAAGAAGAACUACAGCUCCCAUCAUCCCACAGAGUCACACAACAACAGACGAGAGGAGGCAGGCUGCAGCUGGGAGAGAAGGAGACAGACAGGCUGUAAGACAGACAGACGGACAGACAGACGGGGAGAGUUUGUCCUCCACAUCAAUGGAGGAUUUCACCGCUGCAGAGGAGGACGACUGACGGAGACACAUCCGAUCAAAAUGGCCAAAAACCAGGAGGUGGAGCACAUCGCCAAAAAGCUGGAUAAAAUGGUUCACAAGAAGAACACGGAUGGAGCUUUGGACCUGCUGAGGGAACUAAAGAACAUCAAGAUGUCUCUGGAGACGCUGCAGUCAACCAGAAUCGGGAUGUCGGUGAACGCAGUGAGGAAACAGAGCUCAGAAGAAGAAGUUCAGACUCUGGCCAAAGCUCUCAUCAAGUCCUGGAAGAAACUGCUGGACGGUUCAGAGGAGAAGGAGAAGAAGAAGCAAGGCUCCCCUGUGAGGUCAUCAUCCAGCUCCAGCGGCAGUGAGAAAAACGGUAACAAGUCAGGAGAGUCCCCGACCACACCGACAACACCAACCACGCCAACCACGCCUACUACACCCACCACCCCGACCUUCCCCCCUCGGGUCACCUCCUUCCCUCCCGCUCCCGUCACCACCGACAAUGUGAGGAACAAGUGUCGAGAGCUGCUGGUGGCGGCGCUGCAGACCGAUGGAGACCACGUGACCAUCGGAGCCGACUGUGAGCACAUGGCGGCUCAAAUCGAAGAAGAGAUCUUCCAGGAGUUCAAGUUGACAGAUAUGAAAUACAAAACUCGUCUACGAAGCCGAAUCUCCAACCUGAAGGACCAGAAGAACCCCGACCUGCGGCGGAACGUCCUGUGUGGAAACAUCUCGGCCAAACGCAUCGCCGCUAUGACCGCAGAGGAGAUGGCGAGUGCAGAGCUGAAGCAGAUCAGAGAGACUCUGACUAAAGAGUCCAUCAGAGAGCACCAGCUGUCCAAGGUGGGAGGAAGUGAGACCGACAUGUUCAUCUGCAGCAAGUGUCACGGGAAGAGCUGCACCUACACACAGGUGCAGACCCGCAGCGCUGAUGAACCCAUGACCACCUUUGUGUUGUGUAACGGCUGUGGAAACCGAUGGAAGUUCUGCUGAAGAGGACGAGCGUGUACAUAUCGGAUCCUGGAGCGCUAAAGUGAAAUGUGGAUUUAAAGAUGAACUUUUGUUUUUCCUUUCUUUUGUAUCAUUUCUUUUUUUAUAUCAAAGCUGUAAUAUAUUUGGAGAAGAAUGAGCCAGAUCAUGUUGUAUAUGGGUUUGAUUUGUUUUCUAUGGAGCACUUAGAGAGUUUAUUUCCUACACUAGAAGAAGCUUUGAGGCAGAUUGAACUCACAUUAAGGCCUUGUGGAAACAGUAGAUGUGCCUUCCUUUGCCAUGUAGUGCUGCCCUGAACAUUUAUAUUAAAGUUUCUCAUGAAUUAAGAAGACA
Notolabrus celidotus (New Zealand spotty) is the source of this 1487-nucleotide messenger RNA. RefSeq names its product transcription elongation factor A (SII), 2 (gene tcea2). The record is from RefSeq and is a predicted model, not a curated record. Gene Ontology annotation, biological process: transcription elongation by RNA polymerase II; DNA-templated transcription. The transcript is spliced from 10 exons. NCBI's taxonomy places the organism in Eukaryota, Metazoa, Chordata, Actinopteri, Labriformes, Labridae. Gene Ontology annotation, molecular function: nucleic acid binding; zinc ion binding. Gene Ontology annotation, cellular component: nucleus. Bases 219 to 1157 code for a protein of 312 amino acids.